AUGUACCCCUCUACGUCACCCUCUACGUCAUCCUCUACGUCACCCUCUACGUCACCCUCUACGUCAUCCUCUACGUCACCCUCUACGUCACCCUCUACGUCACCCUCUACGUCAUCCUCUACGUCACCCUCUACGUCACCCUCUACGUCACCCUCUACGUCAUCCUCUACGUCACCCUCUACGUCACCCUCUACGUCACCCUCUACGUCAUCCUCUACGUCACCCUCUACGUCAUCCUCUACGUCACCCUCUACGUCACCCUCUACGUCACCCUCUACGUCAUCCUCUACGUCAUCCUCUACGUCAUCCUCUACGUCACCCUCUACGUCAUCCUCUACGUCACCCUCUACGUCAUCCUCUACGUCACCCUCUACGUCAUCCUCUACGUCACCCUCUACGUCAUCCUCUACGUCACCCUCUACGUCAUCCUCUACGUCACCCUCUACGUCAUCCUCUACGUCACCCUCUACGUCAUCCUCUACGUCACCCUCUACGUCAUCCUCUACGUCACCCUCUACGUCAUCCUCUACGUCACCCUCUACGUCAUCCUCUACGUCACCCUCUACGUCAUCCUCUACGUCACCCUCUACGUCACCCUCUACGUCACCCUCUACGUCAUCCUCUACGUCACCCUCUACGUCAUCCUCUACGUCACCCUCUACGUCAUCCUCUACGUCACCCUCUACGUCACCCUCUACGUCAUCCUCUACGUCACCCUCUACGUCACCCUCUACGUCAUCCUCUACGUCACCCUCUACGUCACCCUCUACGUCACCCUCUACGUCAUCGCUAUUCUAUAAACCAGGAAAUUCAAAAGAACAAAAUAGCGGGAAGAAAAUAGAGGAAAAAAGGAGAAAAACGGAGGAAAAAUGGUAAAAAGAAGAGAUAGAGAGAGGUAUGAAAUCUGGACGUGAGAACUUAAGACUGAG
Molecule: messenger RNA, 929 nt
Organism: Procambarus clarkii (red swamp crayfish)
Lineage: Eukaryota; Metazoa; Arthropoda; Malacostraca; Decapoda; Cambaridae
Source: RefSeq, a predicted model, not a curated record